CUUUAGGCUGUGUCUGGUGAGAUGCCAACCAGACAGGCUGCUUCCGGGUGAGAGAUCGCAGGACAAGCCGAGUAACAGCGCGGGGACAGCGGGAGAGCCGCUCACGGGAGCCUGGGGAUGCUGGGCCUGUCACACUGGGGAGUUAAUUGAUGAGCUCAGCCGGUAUAAUAUUAUUAAUAGAGUUACAGAUACUGUUAUAGAGUGAGGGCACAGACACCAUGUCACAUAUAACAGUCACAGAGCCAGCUUACAGCGUUGGAUGUAACAUGGUGAGUUAAUCCAUCACUUUUAUACAAUAUUAUAUCAUUAUUAUUAUUAUACAAUAUUAUAUCAUUAUUAUUAUUAUACAAUAUUAUAUCUAUUAUUAUACAAUAUUAUAUUAUUAUUAUUAUACAAUAUUAUAUUAUUAUUAUACAAUAUUAUUAUAUCAUUAUUAUAAUAGUAUUAUUAUACAAUAUUUUAUUAUUAUAUAUAUAUAUAUAUAUAUAUCUUUAUUAUUAUAUAUAUCUUUAUUACUAUUAUAUAUAUCUUUAUUAUACAGUAUUAUAUCAUUAUACAGUUUUACAUCAUUAUUAUACAGUAUUAUAUCACUAUUAUGGUAUUAUAUCAUUAUACAGUAUUAUAUCACUAUUAUAUAGUAUUAUAUCACUAUUAUACAGUAUUACAUCACUAUUAUAUAGUAUUAAAUCAUUAUUUCACAGUAUUAUAUCACUAUUAUGGAGUAUUAUAUAAUUAUACAAUUAUACAUUAUACAGUAUUAUAUCAUUAUUAUACAGUAUUACAUCACUAUUAUAUAGUAUAUCAUUAUUAUACAGUAUUACAUCACUAUUAUAUAGUAUAUCAUUAUCAUACAGUAUUAUUUCACUAUACAGUAUUAUAUCACAGUAUUUUAUUAUUAUAGAGUAUUAUUCAGUAUUAUAUCAUUAUUAUACAGUAUGAUAUCAUUAUUAUAGAAUAUUAUACAAUUUUAUACAGUAUGAUAUCACUAUUAUAGUGGUAUUAUAUCAGUUAUAGAGUAUUAUAUCACAGUAUUAUACAAUUUUAUACAGUAUUAUAUCACUAUUACACAGUAUUAUACAAUUUUGUAUAGUACAGUAUUGUAUCAUUAUUAUUAUGUUAUUUAUAUAGCGCCAUCAAAUUCCACAGCACUUUACAAUGGGUGGAUGAACAGACAUGUAGUUUUAACCAGAUUUUAUCAGUAUUAUCCAGUUGCUGUCUCUUUACAUGUGAGUCAUGGGAAAUGUAGUUAAAGGGAAACUCCAGUGCCAGGAAAACAGUCCGUUUUCCUGGCAUUGCAGGCUCCCUCUCCCUCCCACCCCCCAAUCCCCGGUUGCUGAAGGGGUGAAAACAUCUUCGAUUACUUACCAGAGGCAGUGACGAUGUCCCACGUCGCUGCUUCUUCCUCCGCUCCUCCCAGUGAUUGCGUCGGCCGGUGGGCGAAACUGACCCCGCCCACCGGCCGGGGAGAUCUAAUGCGCAUGCGCAGCAAUGCCGCGCAUGCGCAUUAGAGCUCCCCAUAGGAAAGCAUUGAAAAUGCUUUUCAAUGCUUUCCUAUGGGGAAAUGAGCGAUGCUGGAGGUCCUCACACAGCGUGAGGACGUCCAGUGACGCUCUAGCACAGGUUUCCAGUGCUAGGGACACGCCACUACUAGACAGCCACUAGAGGUGGAGUUAACCCUGCAAUGUAAUUAUUGCAGUUUAUAAAAAAACUGCAAUAAUUACACUUGCAGGAUUAAGAGUAGUGGGAGUUGGCACCCAGACCACUCCAAUGGGCAGAAGUGAUCUGGGUGCCUGGAGUGUCCAUUUAACCUUUGGCUGUGGACUUGUUGCUAAUAUCAGUGUCCUGGGCUGCUAAUAGGGAAACCUUCUUUGAUUUAAAGCUAAAAUACAGCAGUUUUUAUGUGUGGAGCUUGUGAGAAGUGACUCUCCUGUUAUUUAAGAUAUCCUGGAUUCCCUAAAUGAAUGUGUGUUUAUUCUGCUCUAUAUGGUCCAUGCAGUUUAUCAUUCAUUGUUUCAUGGUGUCUGAAGACUGAGCUGAUAUUUAUCUUGUGUGUAGUGUGUGAUUUUGAGAGACUGUAUUAACUAUACAAUCUGCAUAUUGUAAUCUCUUGUACAGUAUUACUGUAUAGUCAAGGUUUUGAGCAUUUGUAUUUUUAUUCUAUUCUAUGCUCGCUGAUAUGUGGAACGCCUUUUCUUACUAGAACUGUAACUUUGUUUAUACUACUUUUCUCGGAUUGUAUUCUCACAUUGUUAAACCAGGAGUUGUAGACAAAAGUUUAUUGUAGACUAUGUGUUUGUUUCAUUUUAGUUUGAGAAUCUCUUUUUAAAUGUACCUAGACAUAUAUCUAUUAUUGUAAUACAUUUUACACUUUAAGUGCAACUAAAAAAACAAAGACAAAAACCAUAAAACUUCAGAAGAAUAGAGCCUACAAAUCAGUUGUUACAUGCCUCAAAUGUCUAAAUUAAUUUUAGUAGUUAAAUGCAAACCCUAAGCUGACACUAAUCCUAUGAUUACACUAACCUCAUCUGUGCACCUACCUUAACCUUACCCAUAACCUUGACUCAACAUGACCUCUAACCCGAAAGUAGCAUUAAUCUUUACCCUACGUUAACACUAACUCAUAAGGAUUCCCUCUGCUGUCAUCGGUACUGACAUCAGCAGGGUGAGUUCCCAGCUCACCCAGUACAGAGAGUGUGCUUGCAGCAUGAUAAGGAGAUCUCCCUCUCAUGGUGCAAAUCCUGCAUGCUAUACUUUCUGAUCACGCAGUGAAUGGUGCAGAGAGCCCAGCAAGAUCAUUUUAUGUGGGGGGUGGGGGGAUCUUCCUCAGACUAAAGGGCAGGUUCAGAAUCACUGUUACUGAGCACAAUUGCACUUCUGUGGUGAUUUAAAUGGCCGUAUGCAGCUCACUUUUUGAGCUCAGCAUACAGUUCAUCUGUCCGUCUGGGCACACUAAAUAUUGUCCCAGCCGGGAGCCCCAAGUAUCGAUCGAUAUCUAGGUGUAAGCAGGGAUCUAUCCUCACUCACACCAAAAUUAAGAUGUUCUAUGCUGCCUUAACUGUGUCCACUAUUUUUAGGACAGCAUGUUGUAAAAGGAUUAAGGAAAGUAUCAUAACAUUUAAAGGAACAUUAUAGUGUUACAAAUAUAAAUACAUAUUCCUAAUGCUAUAGUGUUCUCUUACCUAUUUAGUUGUCCUCAACCUCACAGGAUGCGUUUAUAAGAAUACUCAUUCCCUAUGCUAAUAUCUCCCUUUCAUCUCGAACACCAGUCUUUCUGUCCAUAUUAGAAGUCCUGCAGACUCCUAUUUCCAGGUUUGUGUUAACUGUUUUAUAAUGAGCCAGUCAAUACAAGUUUCGUUUCCCUGCGUACUAAGUUCUCAUACUUCAUUCCAUCUGCACCUGGUCCUGACUAUUAGAAAUACAUAAAUAAUGAUGAAAUUAUUGCAAGAACAGCUGUCUCCAGCUUAUUAGGUUAAUAACUUGUGUUUGGAGAACAAUUUGAAAUAUUGGUAUUAAAGGAACACUAUAGGGUCAGGAAGACUAAUGUAUUCCUAAACCUAUAGUGGAAAAAAAAACCAACCUAUUUAAGUGGCCGACUCUCCCUUACUUCCUGUUAAAAAUUCUAUCUCCAUUCCAACUUUGUGCAAGUCAGCUGGUGCUGGCCCUGCCCCGAUCCACCUCCUCGGCUUAUAUAAUCAUAAUUGAUCGUCAGUUCCAAUGCUGUCAGCCAAGGAGGUGGGGCGGGGUAGGGGACAGAGCAGGGGGCUGAGCCAGAUGUCAUCCUAGCCAAUCAGCAUCUCUUUAUAGAGAUGCAUUGAAUCUCUAUGAGGAAAAUUCAGUGCCUCAUUGCAGAGCGUGAAGACUCUGAACAUCUGUACUGCACAGCCCAGGAAGCACCUCUAGUGGCCGUCUGAGUGACUGCCACUGGAGGUGUCCUUAGACAGGAUUGUAAACACUGCCGUUUUUUUUGCUGUGAAAUGUGCAUGUUACCUCUGUAAACACUGUAGGCACAAGUUUAAUUAACUUGUGUAAAUAUUGCAUAAAUAUACAGCCUCCUGCUACAUAACCAAUCCCUAUUUCUUUUAACCCUUUGGACUGUAAUGUAUCUUAAAGAGAAAACUAUCUUCAGAUACAAUUUUCCUCCAAAAAUAUUUUUUUUUUUAAAAGCAAUCCGAUUUGAAAUGAAUAAAAAAACAGAAAACAUCUGCUGUUUCCUUGCCUCUUUUUCUGAUGCUUUGUCCCCUCUGUCGGUGUUGCCUAAAGUUCUGUUCUCAAUAUAUGCUGACUCUAUCUGUUCCUUUGGUUUCCAGUAUCACUUUAAUGCUGUUGAAACACUCAGAUCUACCUGUCGUGCUGUCCAUCUUGAAUUGUUUCUCAGCUGUCUUUCUGCUAUUUCUAACUGGAUGACAUCUUCCUUAACCCCUUAAGGACACAUGACAUGUGUGACAUGUCAUGAUUCUUUUUUUAUUCCAUAAGUUUGGUCCUUAAGGGGUUAAACUCAGUUUUUCUAAAACAUAAUGUCACUCUGCAAAGAGCCUGCACCUAUGCUCAUACUGCUCAUUCUGACUCUCCUCUUCUGGAGUUGUCCAGAUUUGCACCAGUCUUGUAGAGCUCCUUUCCAAGGUCUAUUCGCUUCUCGUCCAAUUUCCAUCCCAUUUAACAACCCUGGCUGGGUGCUCUCCACUACUGGAACUUGAUGAGAUGUUAACACUGAUAAUUUCACUUUUUGUGCUAGAUCUGUAUACACAUUGUUCUCCCAUUACCCAAAUCUCUGAUAAAGAUAAUCACAUUAUUCACGGUUAAACAACACAAGUAUUGAGAAAUAAACAAGAAUAUUGUAAAACUGUAAGAAAAUCUAUAACCGGUGUGGGACAUAGUGCUAGCUGGCAUUGAGACAAUACUUUCCUUUUAUAUGACGUGUCUGGAAACGAUUAAUACCAAUAACAUAUUUUUCUUUUGUAGUGCUAAUGGCUUAUCUAAUUACCAUGCUUGCAGUAAGCUGUUGAACGAUAAAUCCCCUGUAAGUAUAAACUUUAACCUUUAGCAAAUGCCUUAUUGAGCUCAGACAACAUCAUUGUACGUUUCCAUAACUGAUGUAAAAGAGAAAAUGUCAUAUAUAUAUAUAUCCCUUUUUCAUUUUUUUUUUUUUUUGGUUACAAAUUAUAUUCAAUUGUGGAAUGAUGACAGUAGGUAUAGUAAAAUUGUUAUAUAGCAAUCAUUAACCUGCAAUGUCAUGCCAACAGCCUUUCCCUUAAUGGGUCUGGUUAUUUUAUGGCAAACAAGCAAAUAAAGCAGUUAAACUUGCGUGACAAACUAGGAUAUUUUACUUGUCACUGGUAACAAAAUGCUACUCCUCCGAUUUCAUUGCACUGUGUUCGGAUUUACCCAACCCUCUCAUGCACAAAGUCUGUGCCAUCAUCAAAAGAAAGGGGGAGAAAAUCGACCUUUCUAUUGAUUAUAUUACAGAUGUCGGCUUUGAUUAAAUAUUUUUUAAUAAGCUAAUUAAAUAAAACUUCUCUCAGACUCUAACGGUGAUUUCUGUAGAUAAAUCAUUUGAAAAAGGUUUCUGAAAUUGAGGCCAUCUUUGGAACUAUAUCAGAUUGGAGGAUUCCAUUCAGUAUACUGCUUUGUGGUACAGUGAACUUUAAAAUAAUAAAUUUUAUGGGGAAAAUAUUUUCCUCACAUAAGACUGCAGUAAAAUGCUCUGUUUGGUGACAGGCAAAAAGGUCAACUAAAGGAAUUCUCCACCAUAACCACUGCUGACAUUAGUGGCUAUAGUGCCCUCCAUGUCAGACUGCUUUAAAACAAUUUGGCAACUUGCCUUGCCUUAAUCAUUCUAAAAAGGUUUGACAAAAUACACUGCAAUAUAAUUGUGGACAUAUCUUCCCACCCUUUUCUGAAUGCAGAUCUGCUAAAGUUGGCAAGUCUCUUUUUUUUAGUUGCUUUGUAUUUUGGAAGGUUUUGUCCACUGGUAUCUAAGCAACCUGUAUUUUUCUUUUAUGUUGGUCUGCUUCUCCAGAUGUCAGAACCAUCAAUGUGGAGGAAAUAGUUAUGUUAAUUUUGCCAUGCAUUUUUUCACUCUAUCUUACUCUCUUAACCUCCCCCCCCCUUUUUAUUUAUUUUUUAAAGUGUCGGUAUGACUCUACAUCUGCGAGACGGAGCGUCACACUCCUUUAAGCCUCCCACUGCAAUCCAUUCCUCAUCUGGAAGCUAUGUUUACACUUUCCUCAAUAGCUCUGCAGAUCAUGGCAGUUCCUCAGAAGAAGAGUUUGAUGUUAUGGAAUUACGAGCAAGGGGUGGGCAGCGUAAAAAUACAGCUCGAGAGAAAGUCAAGGAUGUGACCUUUUUGGAGUGUGCCGUCACAAAAGAUGACACUCUAAACAAGCUGGCUUUGCAAUAUGCCUGCAAGGUAAGAGGUGCUACUUGACACUAUGCUGUAAACACUUCUUCAUUCAGUGAAUGGAAAAAUGAGCACCUGUGUUUCUAAUCACUAGAUUAACAGGAAGCAAGAUUAUAAUUGUUCGUUUCCUAUGAUUGUCUAUAUCUUUGUGUUUUUUAAUUUUAUUUUUACAGUUGGAUUUCAUUUCACAGUGCUAGGGUCUUCAUUAGCUCCGUUCCAUGGAUGGAUGCAAUAUUUCAGAUUUUAUCUGUUACCUUUUAUUUAAGAAUGUUUGUUUGUUUGUUUAUUUAAAAAAAAAAUUUUUUAAAUGUACCUAAUAACUAUUCUAAUUCUUUGUAAGUACAGGAGAAUGUACUGAUGGCAGAAAUAUCAGAAGUUUAAUAAGGGUACAGCUGUAGUUAUUAUCACUGUUUGAGCCUUGGAGAAGUGCAAGCCAACUGGUCAAAUCAUUGACUGUAUCAGCUGCUGACACUUUCAGUUCACUAGGGAGAGCAAAACUGUUUUAGAACUGGUAGAAUAGCUGGGAUUGACCAUGCAAUACUUCAGAAUUUUUUUUCAUUGUGGCUUCCUUUGCAACCAUAGUCUAAUUAUUAAGUUAUACACUCCCUUAAUAGUGGCCAUUUUCACCUGAAACUGGUACAUGCUGUUUGUGAUCACACUGGUAAUACCUUAGUGUCACGAACGCACCUUACUUCAAGAGUGUGCGUGAUGUAGUUGUGCUGGUGAAAGGGUUAAAGUUCACUAUUUGUCUGCACUAGACCAGAAAUAAUGAUAAAAUCCCACUUAACACCACUAACACUUAACCAUAAUAAUAUAUAUAUCGCUAUUUUUAACGAUCCCUCCACCAAGACAAUUUAUAAAUGGGGUGCAUUGAUCCCCCAGUUAACUUAAAGGGACACUGUAGUCACCUAAACAACUUUAGCUUAAUGAAGCAGUUUUAGUGUAUAGAUCAUGCCUCUCAGAUUUCACUUCUCAAUUCACUGCCAUUUAGGAGUUAAAUCACUUUUUGUUUCUGUUUAUGCAGCCAUUGGCACACCUCCCCUGGCUCUGAUUGACACAGCCUGCAUGAAAAAACUGGUUUUACUUUCAAUCAGAUGUAAUUUACCUUAAACAAUUUUAUCUCUUGCUCUGUAAAUUGAACUUUAAUCAAAUACAAUAGGCUCUUGCAGGGUCUAGCAAGCUAUUAACAUAGCAGGAGAUAAGAAAAUCUAAAUUUAAUAGAACUUGUAAUACAGGAAGGAUAAAGAUUAGAUUACUCUUUACUGGAAUGGUUACGAAGGCUGUGCAGGUCACAUGCAGGGAGGUGUGACUAGGCCUGCAUAAACAAAGUGAUUUAACUCCUAAAUGGCAGAGAAUUGAGCAGUAAGACCACAGGGGCAUGAUCGAUACACCAAAACUGUUUCAUUAAGCUAAAGUUGUUUUGGUGACUAUAGUGUCCCUUUAAUAAUAAAAACCCACCAAAUAUAACAGCACAAAAUCUAAUCAAUUGAAAAACAUUAGUCUCUUCAGGUAACGUGAUUCUUUACCAGACAAAGGCAGAACUUAAUAAAGGAAUAUUUAUUAUGAGCAAAAAAUAGUACAGUGCAUACAAAAAAUAGAUGAUAAUCAAAUUAUUUACACCAAAAACAAAUAAAACCAAAAGGGAUAAAAUAACAGACGUCCUAAUCACUUACUCAGGUUUUCAAAGUAAAACUUCUGCCCAGUGGGUCUUUGGUAAGGAAGAUGGUGACUUACUCAAAAUUAGAUUCUGGCCCCCAAGCAUGUAUAAACACAUUACAGAAUCAUUAGAUAUAUACCCUGUGGAUUACCAAGCCUGCUCAAGAGAUGAAGAUAAGGCAGACCUAUGGAACAAUAAGUGACCAUUCCCUUGUGUUCCAGACCAACAUCAAUCCAAAUGGAAACAUUUAGUUCUAUCUUCUCUUAUGUACUUGCCACAGAAAUACAAAUUGCAUGUAUGGAUUUGUUACCAUUUUUCCAUUCCAUAGAGUCACACUCCUUACUUGUGACCCAUAAUAACGGACAUCACAAUCUCUUCCCAUAUGGGUAAGUUACGCAAAUCAUGUUUAGGCUUGAUUAGAAGAUUGUGCUUGUCCUAUUGUAAAUCUAAUUUAAAAAAAUGAAGCUUAGCUAUUAUACUGUGGAUAAGUAAGAAAGUGUAUAUAUGUGUCUCUUUUGGAUAUGAUACUGGAACACAAGGCUAGUGAUCAUUAACAUAUCAAUGAGAUUAACUCAUCAAUUAAGAGGUAGAGGCCAUAUGGCUGAAGUCAGCUAGUUUACUUUGGAACUAGACAUCCAGGCAUCUCAAGUGUAGAAUCUCACACCCUGCAGAGCCUUUGAUUAAAGGGACACUGUAGUCACUAUAAGCAUUUCAUCUCUUUGAAUUUGUUAUAGUGCUUGGAGUACCCUGGCACUGUCCCUCCAUUCAGUGUUGCACCAUGUUCGUGCAGUAUGCCACAAAAUAAGAGUCCCUGGCCACCCACAGUCCGGCCCCUUCAGUAUGUGUAGCUAAGGCAGAGAUUACACACUUCCUUGUUGUCAUACCCACUCAUACCGUCAGUUGAAACUCUGACAGGCUAAAAGCAGUCAGCUGACACUCUCAGCCAAUCACAGCUGCCCAUUUCUGCUCAGGCUAAUACUCCCUUAUUAGCCAAAGCAGCACAGAGGGGAUGGAUUGCCGGGGACUCUUGUUUAACAUUAAAACUUUAAAAACUGUUUAAUGCUGAUAGAAAUGAUGGGACCAGAAGACUCCAGACACUAUAACCAGUUUAAUGAGAUGAAGCAGAUACAGUGCCUACGGUGUCCCUUUAAUCAAAUGAUCAAUCCAUGUUGCAAACCAUCUGGCCUCCUUCACAUUCCUAUACAAUUUACAUUAUCCCUUCUGUCAUCUGAUUGUAAAGCGCUGCAGAAUUUGUUGGCGCUAUAUAAAUUAUAAUAAUAAUCUGAUCUCUGCCACGUGGCCAAAUAUGCACUACACAAAUUACAUUAAAUGGCAAUAUUCUAUUGUGCCACAAUGAAUUAUGCAUCCUUGGCGUGACCAUUAGUUUGGAGUAUAUACAUGCAAUACACCGCAGAUCUUAUGGCAGAUAUAGGGAGGGAGAAAAGGGAUUGAAAGUAGCUGCAAUGGAUUCUAUGUAUAUGAUGUGAACUGGGGACCCUACUAAGAAUUUUUUCUUUUUAAUAAAGGUUGCAGAUAUAAAACGAGUCAACAACUUAAUCUUGGAGCAGGACAUGUAUGCUUUAAAGACUAUCAAGAUCCCAGUCAAGGUUAAUGGGAUCUUAACAGAAUUACAGAAAGAGCUGAACCCACAACAGAGAAUGCAUUCUAAUUUGGAGGCCAGUGGUGUUGAGUUGACUGAGGAAAUGUCUGUGGAUGUAACGGAAAGCAGAAACCUAAGCAAAUACUUCGAGGAGAUUGAUGCGAACAUCGAGGCUGCAGCACUGGUACAGGAUCUGAGCAAUGAGCCUCUAAUCCCCAAUUCCCAACAUUCUUCAUCGUAUUUGUUGAGGAACGACCAGCCCAGUAUUAGAGGAGAUUGGGGCAUCAGGUGGAACGCUAUUUUAAUCAUGCUUUUAAUUGUAGUUGUGCUGCCAGUAUUUUACUUAAUCUACAAAAUGCGAGAACAUGCAUAUACAAAUUCUACACGUUCCAGCUAGUCUUGGUGCACACAUAGACCUGAGAAAUAAGAGCAAAUGUUUGCACUAAUAAGCACAAAGUUGUGCUGGACACAUACAAACUCAAGGAUACUGGAGGGUGAUGACUGUAAGCAUUUGCUCCAUUGAGCAGCUGUACUCCUGUUGUCCACCAGUCAGUCACUUUACAUCUUCUAGGUGCCAUCUAAGGGCCUGUGCCUUGUCUAAGCAUUGCAGUUUUCUAAGUGUAAUUAGUCUGAUCUGUGGUUAAUGGCUUUAAGUCACCAAGGAAUACUGCUAAAACCUACCUCCCAUGAAUGGUGUACUCUUAAAUAUAUGGAAGCAAACUGGCUAUUUUUGGAAUACUGAUUUUGUGAUGUAAAUGGAAUGAUGCAUAUGUCUGUGCAGUGACAUCUUAUUGCAAAUCAUGUGCAUCUAUCCUCGUACUAUUUAAAUGUUCUAGAAUGGUGGUGGGCACAUUUGGGAGCAAAGAUGAACCCCACACAUUUCAUGACAAUAUUCACAUUUACAACCCUUUAUAUAUCUGUUGAGGGGUUUAUAUGGGCAAAAUGAUUGGUGUCAUGGGUGACAAAUGUAAAUGAAACAUGUUGUCAGCCUCUUGCUGAAUCCAUUUUAAUCCGUAUAGAAAUCAGUAUGCUGCCCAAGAUUUAAUUCAAUUUGCACAUUAAGGGCAGUCAGGUGAUGUUCCUUGAGAACUUGUUUUUAUACAGCUACCCUGUCUUAUUCCCUGCAAGUUAUCCAUUGGUAUAUAUAUAUAUAUAUAUAUAUCUCUUUUACACUAAAUUCAGAAAGAUGAGUUCAUUUCUGUAAUUUGUCAGUUUUCUUUUCUUUUUUUCUUCUUGGCAGUGAACCAGUUUCAGGCAGGGCCACUCUCUGCCAACUGCCAAAUAGAUGGCUGUACUCUCCAUCCAAAGGUCCCUCUUGGAAACAAAUAACUCUUUAAGGCUCAAAUAAUUCUUAAUUCAAUGAUAAAAUGACUGUGUAAGAUACCAAUGAGCUAAUCAAUGCCAUGUGUGUGUUAGGCUUAUAUUUGCUAAUCGGCUAAUGAUUUUCAAAUUUAUUUUUUUUCAAUAUUUUAUAAUCCAUGGAAGAUACGAAACAGGGUCCUACACUUUAUUUUGGCUGGAUUGCCAAAACAUUUUAUAGUAACAAAUUCUGAGGUCAUACUAACUGUGGUAACACAACCAAACUUUCGCAGUCCAAGAAAUGGUGUCUUAUGCUGAUUUUUAUUUAGGGCAAUGUGUUUUUUUUUUUUUCUUAUUUAUUGUUUGGGAAGAAACAUUUCUUGUGAUUCUUUCCUCAAUGGCUUGUUGUGAUUUCAUUUUUUUUCUUAAAGAGGUUCUUGUACUUUUUCUAGUGAAAACAAUGUACUCAAAUUUCCCGUACACAUCAUUCAAGGCACUUGCUCUAUUUCAGUUAACCUUUUAUAUUUAACAAUGUAUUCCCCUGUCCCAGACUCCAGCCCCCUCACCCCCCCAUUGUAAAGACUUAACAUUUUAUUCACUGUCAUGAUUUCAAAGCGGAGGUCCCUUGGUGCUGGGUUGUGGUCCAUCUGUAUUGUCUUACGAUGGAAGGGGGCCUGAUGCACAUGCGCGGCAAACAUGCGUUUUAAACUUUCCCUAUAGGAAACCAUUGCCUCAGUGCUUUCUUGUUGGGAUUUCGCUGACACUGGACAUCCUCAUGCAGACAGUGAGGGUGUAAGAUGUAACGGUCUGGGUGCCUACAGUGUCCCUGUAAUCUCCAGUUAAAGCAGGCAUAGUUCUUUCUAGUUUUUCCAUUUGUUUUUUUUCAAAGCAGCAGAGGCUGCAUCCUUUGUUAGCCCAGUUUAAUAUGUGUCUGCUGCACCUGACAAAAUGCACUUGACUUAAACCAUGAAAGAUUAAUUGAAUAGGAGAACAGAUUGGACCUGGUGAAGGGGUGUUUUGCACAGACCUACUGGUAAGCUCCCUAAAGAACACAAUCAAAAAGAAGAGCAUUUAAUCACCAGCUUUAAAGGGACAUGUAGACAACAUUAGCCUCUUGAUUCAUUUGUGCAUAUAAGCAUUUUGUUCUAGAAUAUUGUUUACUGAAAUGUAUCAGUACAUGUACAAUUAUCAUUUUAGGGCAGGUGCCCAUUGCACUUAGGAACACAGUGCUGCUAAAGUUAAAACCAUUUCUUAUUCUGAUGUGCCUGUUACUGUCAAUAAGAAUUUACUAAAUACAUUUGGAAACCCAGUUGUGGGUCUGCAGCUUUAAAGAACAUUUUGCAUAUUAAAGGAAUAGACCGCUUGCCAUUUAAUAACUUUUACGUGUCCUGUUCUGAUACUUCCGAGUAUGCUCCAGUUCUUUAUAUCUUCACCUAGGACAGUUAUUGAAAUAAGGUUUAGAUGAUACAAUAUGUAUUAUGAGUAUCAUGGCACUUGACAGUAGGUGGUCUGUGGAUUUGGAAAAAAAUGUGGGUACUUUUCUUUGUUCUUUCUUUUAGGUAACAAUCUGAUCUUCUUUAAGGAUCUUGUGUAGAGUUUAUAUAAAUCCAAGUACAUUUUGGUUUGUGUUUUGUACCUUGUAUGUAUUGGGGAUCAUGCAGCCUGCUCCCUUUUAAAGUGACCUUGCCAUCCACAAAUUGUAUAUAUUGUUUUAAUAUUUGCUUUAUGAUGGUAAAAUAACCUGCAAAUUUAUAAAUACAAUAUAGACUUGGCUGAGGAUCUGAUCCUAGCUGUGCAACAUAGUCCUCCUUUAAUGCACUCUAGGAAUUGUGGGAUGCCAUAGUUGUCAUUGAGCACAGGAGUUGCAGUGUAGGCAGUACAGCAGCAAGCACAGCCGCUCCUGUUUUAGGGCUUCUAAUAGUUGUGACAUUACAUUUCUGACCUCCCCAGUAGAGAUAUACAUAGUUAAAAAAAACUUCAUCUGUGCACUGGGUAGCAAUUUAAAGAUUUUUUUUUUUUUUUUCUUCAGAUAUAGCUGUUUUGCUCUACAAUGUGCAGUUCCUACUCAACAUUGGGAAUACAGGCCUGAAUGUGAUUUAAGAAUCUGAAUCUGUAUGAUUUAGUAUUGCUUCUUUGAACAAGCGUGCUUAAAGAUACAGUAAUAAUACAUGAUAAUCAGAACUAUUUAAAUACCAUAUACUCUCACACUGUGUCCUAUUUAUUGCAGUAUAUAAAAGCAUAAUAUGCUACCUGCAAGAGGUGGUUUUGUUUAGUUUGUAUGUGCCGGUUUAUUUUUUUUUACGUUCGAAUGCAGGAGUAAGAGAUUGGUUAAAUGGACACUCUAAGCACCAGAACUUUUCUGAGAACCACAAUGUUUAUAUUGCUUCCUCUAAUGCAGGUGUAGGUAACAUUCAGCACCAGAUGUUGUGAACUACAUCUCCCAUAAAGCUCUCACUUCCAUAAUGCUGGCAAAGUAUUAGGGAAGAUGGUGUAGUCCACAACAUCUGGUGUGCUGAAGGUUGCCUACCCCUGCUCUAAUGACUGUCACUAAGAAAGACAUUAGAGGUUCUUCCUUUUGCUGGUCCUGCAAUCUUUGCAUCACCGAUGUUUGGCAUCUUCACACUCCACAUGAACUCUCGCCAUACAUUGCAAUGAAAAAGGAAGCAGGCUUAAUACCCAGUAGUUUAACUAGGAGCAGUGAGAAUUGUGCCUAGCAUGGGUUAGCUUAUCAUAGACUGAGAACACAUAAGUUAUCCUAUUACAUUGCCCACUUUCCCAGCACCGCUAGUACAGACUGGCAUGGAAUUCCCGUGGGGCUGAAGGGCUUAAAACACUUACCUGAAUCCAGGCUCUGCACAUGUUCUUCCCACCGACGUCAGCCGGCAAGGGAGACCUAAUGCGCAAGCGCGGCAAUGGCCGCACGCGCAUUAGACUUCCCCAUAGGAAAGUAUUAAUCAAUGCUUUCCUAUGUGGAAAAUCUGACGCUGGAGGUCCAUGAGGAUGUCCAGCGUCAGAUAAUGGACAAAAAGUCAGUUUGAAUUCCGGAAGCCCUCUGGUUCUCUGGAAUUGCAAUGCUUUACAUUGCAGCACUAAGUGCAAAAGGGUCACAGCACCCAGACUACUUCAAUUAGCUGAAGUGGUCUGGGUGCCUACAGUGUCCCUUUUUAACUGGUACUCACAUUAAACUAACAAAACAAACCUGGUAGAAUUACUGAAUUAAAACUGCAACUUUUAAAGCUUCCACCACUGUCCUAAUGAACUGCAUUUGUUCCAUAGGCUCUGAUUUCUUUGUAUGAGGAGAUUCACAUGAUCCACAUCAUAUUCUCAGUAUCUGCCCUUGCUGGCACAUUGAUCCACUAAUGUUCCAAGGUUUGACCACUGGCAUUUUUCCUCGUGGAACUUAAGUGUGUGAAAAUAGACCGUUUUUGAAAGCAAGACACAAAAAAUAAAAAUAAAAAAUAAAUUCACAUUCUGUCUGUAAACUGUGCUAGUAUCAAGCUGCUUGGUACCAGAAAAACCACAGAUAUGGCAGCCAGAUCAUUGUGGGAAUGGCUUGCCCACAGUUAAUAUGCAUACACGACCUUCCAGCAGGUAUACUGUUAAUCUUUACAUUUGCUGCCAGUUUUUCUUGUAUAAUGUAUUUAUAUGUGUACUUACCUGAAGUUGACUGUGCCAUCCACGUGUUCUAUGGAUGGCAGAGUCACUGGAAUGUGCAGUUGGCUUUCAUAGCUUACAAAUAAUUAAUUUGUGAUAAUCAGUGCUAACUAGAUAAUCCAUUACACAGUUCAACUAGGAUAAAAAUCACUGAUGUACUGCCAUUCAAAUUUCACAUGUAUUAAUGCUAGGAGAAUAAAUACCAUUUCUAAUGUCUAUUUUAUUAUUCUUGUGAGACGCUUCUGACAGUAUGUUAUAUAAGUUAUAAUACAAAACUACUUCAUACCUUUCCAAAGAUAACGAUUUCAUUGUUUCAGACAUUGUAUUAGUUUAUCUAUCUGUCUUGUUGUAUUCAUUGGCUGUUUUUGUUUUGGUACUGGCUGAUGAUACAUUGUAAUACACAGCAUAUACCUGUCAUGACUAUUUGCCAAAUUCAGGGAUAUGUUUAACAGCGCAAACAUGGAAUUAAACAUAAUUUAAUGACAACUGUAAUUUCUUCUGUGAAGGAAGUUCUAAUGUUUUGUAUGUAAACACUAAAGAAAUAAAAAUGUAUUUCUGUGUUUUAAAAAAAUAAAUAAAUAAAAAAAUAGUGA
Pelobates cultripes (western spadefoot toad) is the source of this 15200-nucleotide messenger RNA. The record is from the annotation of a GenBank genome assembly. NCBI's taxonomy places the organism in Eukaryota, Metazoa, Chordata, Amphibia, Anura, Pelobatidae.